AUGGUUGCAAUUGGAAUUGGCAAUAUUGAUAUUUUGUCAUACGAUGGUACUGAGUGGAUUGAGAGAACACUGUCAAAUGCAUUGUAUGUACCGAAAUUUGUUGAUGAUGGGAUAGUCAUCGGGAACAACGAGGAGAGCAUUGAUUCGGUAAUUUCGCAUUUGCAAAAGAAAUUUGAAGUGAAAGCAAUGAAACUUGGAUGCUUUCUUGGCAUGGAAAUCAAAAAAUUCGGCGAUGGUUCAAUUUUUGUGCAUCAGUCAGCAUACGCACGAAAGGUAUUGCAAAUGCAAUGCAAUACGCUUCCAUCUCCACGGUUGAUGAAAUCACAUUUACCAGCUUAUUUGCUGCCCAAGGAAAUAUGGACUGUUCGAACGAAACUCAUUCACAUCAGUCGUGAUGUCAAAGAUGUUGCCGUCUCAUUCUAUCACUAUGCGUGCAAUCGUUAUCCUUUUUACAAGGUCAGUGCACACGAUCUUUUCCAUAGUUUCUACAACGAUUAUAUUGUAUUUGGGCCAUACCAUCAGCAUGUUCAAAGCUAUCGUCAACUCCAUCACUUGGAUCAUCUUCUUCUCAUGACGUAUGAAGAAUUGUCAGAAAAUACAUUGGCCUGCGCCAAGCGAGUGAGCGAAUUUUUGGGAUGCACAUUGCACAUACAGUUUUGUCGUAAGGGCAAAGUCGGUGGCUAUCGGGAUGAAUUGUCUGAAGAAGAUGUAAAAAACUUCGACGAAUGGACGAGGAGGAACAAGAAAGAACUAGCAAUGGAGUGAAAAUAUUGCAAUAUUGUUCAAGAUGAGAUAUUUCCCAUUGAAAACUGAUUAAUAUUGCGAAGAAUGGUUUUUCAUUUGUUUUUCAUUGGAUGGAAUCAGCUUGAAUUUUGUUCAUAGCGUAAAAAAUGAAUUGUAGAAUGUUGUAACUGACCUUUGUCCUUGAAUCUAACCUGGUUUGUUUUGCAUAUAUUAACACGUAUAUAGCAAGUGUUAAUGUUAUAUUCGUAUCAAUAUCAUAUCAAUAUUCAAGCCAUGAAUUCGGUAUUUGGUAUGGAUUAUGGCCAUUCCAAUAUAGACAUAACUAACUAACUAACGAACGGACUAUGACUAACGAUCUUCUGACAAACACAUCAAAUUUAAGGGCCUGUACCGCAACCUAUGCAUAACACUAACAAAACAAAGUAAAACACGAAUUUGCGAUGAGCUCAUUCAGUGAAGUUCAUUUCAAUUCGUUUACGUCGUUAGACGCACUCACGAACGCGACUGAAUGAACUCAUCAACAAUGUUCUGUAAUGAAAAAGAAUUUUUUUACUCAUAAAAUUGAUGUUUAUCACCUGCUGCGCUCCCUCAAAAAUAAAUUUCGCACAUUCGCGACAUUUUUUUUGUCUUCUUUGUUAUCUUUAAAAAAGAUGAAAUAUUUUGCAGUAAACAUUGAACGAUCUGAAUCACAACUUUUGAUUCGCAGCGUCAGAAGUGAGCUGUCAGACGCUUUUGUGCAAUACCUGUGGCCUGUACAGAUAACAUUUAUCGAAUCUCAUUCAAUUUUAAUAUGAGACAGUGUAAUCUAAUCUCUUUCAAUUCAAUGUUACUUAACCAGUAGUUUUAAAAACGAAAUGUAACCCUUUUUGUC
Molecule: messenger RNA, 1615 nt
Organism: Sitodiplosis mosellana (orange wheat blossom midge)
Lineage: Eukaryota; Metazoa; Arthropoda; Insecta; Diptera; Cecidomyiidae
Exons: 3
Coding region: 1-765 (254 amino acids)
Biological process (GO): sulfation
Cellular component (GO): cytoplasm
Molecular function (GO): sulfotransferase activity
Source: RefSeq, a predicted model, not a curated record